Trichoderma asperellum CBS 433.97 is the source of this 3492-nucleotide messenger RNA. RefSeq lists its product as uncharacterized. Gene Ontology annotation, biological process: protein phosphorylation. Gene Ontology annotation, molecular function: ATP binding; protein serine/threonine kinase activity. The record is from RefSeq and is a predicted model, not a curated record. Lineage: Eukaryota; Fungi; Ascomycota; Sordariomycetes; Hypocreales; Hypocreaceae.
AUGCUGUCUCAUUUACGAUUCCACCGGCGGGGGCCCUCAAACCCGACCUCGCCGGCACCAGACCAACCCUCGCCUUCGUCUCAGUCUCCGCUCAACGCCGACUCGACAUCUCCUCUUGAUGCGCAGCUGGCAUCAUCCGCUUAUGCCUCGGCCUCUGCCGCUUCUACUUCUGCCUCAGCCUCCCUGCCGCCGACUUUGCCGCCAAUAGCCCGCGUGACGUCAAACGAACUCAACCUAGAUCCUCCCCAAGUCGAAGAGAGGCGGGAUGUCGAGAAGCCUCCGCAGCAGCCCGCCAGCCGCCCGUCGCAAACUCAGAAGCCUGGAUACAGCACCGGCUCGGGCUUUAUUGGCGGUGUCGCUUUACGGAACUAUCAGCGGAACGUGGAAGCACAGCAAGUUGGCGACAGCUCCAAGCUCGACGGCCAUGCUCAAGCUUCGCAUCAGGCGCCCGCCUUGAAUAACAACGACCUGCCAACAAGGCCAUCACCACAGACACUGGGCAGUUCAAAGGCUACCACCUCGCACAACACUAGCAGCUUACCUUACUCCUCUCCAUCAAAUCAGCGACUGCCCGGGUCUACACCAUCAAGUAGCGUAUUGAAUAUUGAGCCUCAAAAGGGAAAGAAAGGGCUACCAUUCCUCAAGAACCCGAUGUCUACGCUAUUACUGAGGAGGAAGAACAACCAAAGCCUUCUGAAUACUCUCCCUCUUCCCCUAAGCGGUCGAUCGGAUGAGGUCACCUAUGAUCCUCGUAUCAAGGGCACUAGGGUGCAUGACUUUAGUGCGCCAAGACGCAAAACGAACGCUCCAGCUAACGAUACUGUUGCUAUUCGCUCUGCUUCCUUGGCCAACAUUGCGCUGGAAUCAGGUGUUGGCCCUCGCGACGGGGCAGAUAGCCAGGGGCCUAUAGUGCUGGAUGGACAGCAACAGCGUCGCAUGCUGAGCAGUGCGUCAGAUCCGGCACGCCCCGAGUCUGGGAGUACAAACUCGCACACUAUUGCCCAGUCAUCUAGCGUAUCUUCCGUCAGGACGGGCUCUUCUACUGCAGAGCAAGCCUUCCCGUAUGACGACUAUAUGACUAUGAAGAAGAAUGAAUCGGCUCUUCAGGCAAAUCCCUCAGUAACUUCCCAGGCAGCCGCCCAGGAUACGGAUGGCUCGUCCAAGACGGUGGCGGGCUCUAUACGAACCACCCGCUCCAGAAACGUAUCUCUUUCAUCCAUACCAAGACACAUGAAGAGCACGUCUUCCCGAUUCAGCUUUGACAUGAUUGGAGCCGCCAAGCAGGAAAAGCUCUUGGAAGAACGGCACCGACAGCGAGAGUUGGAUAAGAAGGCAGCACAGACCGAGCCAAGGGAUUCUCGCUUCGAUGACUUUGACGAAGAUGCGUUUGAUUACGAUGCUAUGAUGGAUGAUGAUGGGUUGGAAGAAAGGAUACCAGGAGUCAACGCCGAUUAUGAUGAGGAAGAAGAGCCUUAUUUCGACGAUCAAUAUUAUGAGCAGGAGGCCCAGUACAUCGAAGAAGAAAUGGAUCCUGACAAUGACCAAGAGAAUUUUGCUGGCUUUGAAUUUCAGCGAUCUAACGCGACUUCAUCUCUAGCAACUCCCCAGAGCGGAGGGAUGAUGGCAACACCUAGAGACGUUGACGACGAAGACAUUGGCUAUACAAUGGCUAAAGACGCGGCAGGACUGCCCAUGGACUCUUUGUCAUCCGAGUCUGGCUUGGUUCCCAAUCAGGAGAUUGAUACUGAGGUGUCUGGUCUGGGGAUCCAAGGCGUUGAUGUUUCUGCUCCUUUCCAAACACCAGGCGAUUUGAGCUCGUACUCCAUGGCUGUGCCGCCGGCAGCCGGUGUUGGCCGUGGUAUCGGUGAUGACGAUUUAUAUUUCGAUGGAGGCAUGGCUGGUUUCGGAGGUGUGUUCGCCGAAGAUUUGGCUGGGGGGCCUAUAGAAGAUGACGGGGUGCCUUUUGACGAAUCAUUAUUCGACAAUGACGAUACAGAUCAAUUUGGCCGGCCUCUGCCUGGAGCGUUUGCAUUGGCGAAAUCUGUGCGUGAAAAAAAGAGCAACCGAGGGACACCAAAUCAAGAGACGGCGGAGCAAGAACCGGAAGUACCAUCACAAAUCUCAGAACCGCUGCCUAUUUCUCAGCCAGAGACACAAGCGCUAUCAAACAUCGACGCAGAGCAAUCAGAUGAGAAUGCUGACGUUGACGCUCUAAGCGACUUGCCUCCCAUUUCUGAGACCACCAUUGUUGCGCCUCAGCCUACGACCUACAACACUAAUCCCAUUGUUGCCUACCAGGCUGCUCUGGCUGCAGCCGCCCAGAAAGCUGCCGAGGCUGGCAUGUUCGAACGCGCAAUGCCGCAGUCCCCCACCGACGCAGAUACCCAAGCCCUGCCCUCUGCAGACCUUGACGAGCUGGACGCGCCUUAUCACGAUGACCCAUAUGACGAUUAUGGAUACGCUUACGAUGAUAUGGAUGAUUUUGAGAUGGACGAUGAUGCCAUUAUCGCAGAAGCUAAUGCUAGCGCUCUUGCAAAUGAUGCUGAUGGGUGGUAUGGACAAGAAUUCGGCUUUUAUGCUGCUCCGGUUGGCGGCCACAACGCAGCUGCCAACUUGGAAGGUUAUGGAUACGUUGCUGGUGGGUUUUUUGGGCCCAAGGGUGCAAGCAAUUUAAAUCGCAGCGUCAGCGGCCGGGUAAUAUCCAGAGAGCCUAAUCUGACACCCAUCACCGAGCGAUCUGAAUAUUCCAAUAGAAACUCCCUCAUGAGUCUCGGCAUGCCGCCAAUCAGCGGUACACCUAUCGUCCAGAGUCCUGGGCUGGCUCAGCUAGCCAUGAUGGCAGAUCGAGGAGACGAGAUGAAUCUGUCGGCUCUUCUUCGACUGAGGUCAAGAGCGUGGGGAGGGUCACAGGCAAGCUUGGCUUCGAGUAAGGAUGGCUCCCCACGAUCCGAAAGAGGGGAUAUUCCAGGCUCGCCACGAGGGCCUGGCUUUGCGAACGGUUUCCCUCCUACUGUCGGCCAUACACGCAAGAAUUCAGCAUUCUCCGUUUUAAGUCGCGAAUCGGAUACUGGCAGUGCCCCUGCCAGCCCUACACUUACAAUGCCAAUGUCGUUCCUCAACCACAGAUCGUCAACUGAUCCUACUUUGAUCAACCGAGACGCAGACCUACCAGCCGGCUGGGGAGCGGCCUCAGUAUCUCCUGUGCAAAUGGGGUCGAACUUCUUCCAAGAGGGCAUUUCCCCGCUCAGCGAUCCUCAAUGCUCUCCUCCCUUUACAAUGCCCAGUGUACACCCUCAUGCGAUGAGCAAUAAUCAAGAAGCCUCAAGCCCAGAAAAAGGCCAUCGGCGACAGAAGGGUUCGACUGAUAGUGUAUCAUAUAUGAUGGAAGAAGAGAGUGGAGAGACGCGGUGGGUCAUGGAGCGCCGGCGAACGGGAGAGUUUGGACAGGUGGAGAUUUUGGAACGAGAAGUUGUCGAAGGAGGACGUAUAUAG